Frankliniella occidentalis (western flower thrips) is the source of this 2655-nucleotide messenger RNA. Its product is annotated as cilia- and flagella-associated protein 52. The transcript has 15 exons. The coding region runs from base 344 to 2629 and encodes 761 amino acids. The record is from RefSeq and is a predicted model, not a curated record. Gene Ontology annotation, biological process: cilium assembly. Gene Ontology annotation, molecular function: protein binding. Lineage: Eukaryota; Metazoa; Arthropoda; Insecta; Thysanoptera; Thripidae.
UUUCAAGCUAGAUACUUUGGUGACUAGAACUAAAGUCAUUCAUUUUUAUUCAAAUAAUCUUUUCAAGUUUAACUGUUUGUGAAGGUUUAUGAACUACUCUGUAUAUCGCGGAAGAAAAACGGACAAGUUUGGGUUGAGAAAGUUAUCUCCGUUCGGGUUCUUACUUGAGCGGCCUGCUGAACUGUAAAUAAGUCGUCGAACUAUACAUGGAUUGAAAGCACAUCCUAAUGGGGAACAUAUACUAUACCCACUUGGCUGCAAGGUUGCUGUGGUGCAUUGGGAUUCACGGAAACAGGAUUUCCUUGAGGGACACACAAAUGUCAUUACGGCUCUAUCUAUCUCUAUGGAUGGCAAAUAUGUUGCCUCAGGUCAAAUCAAUCACAUGGGUUUCAAGGCAUUUGUCAUUAUUUGGGAUUUUGAUACGAGGACUGCUCUUAUGAAACAUGAUAUUCACAAAGUGAGAGUUGAAGCACUUGAUUUUUCUUUUGAUUCUACAUAUCUUUUCUCCUUGGGUGGAAGAGAUGAUGGUAAUGUAGUGGUGACCCACAUACCAUCCCUGGAACCCAUGUGUGGUUAUCCUGCAACUCGAGCUACAGCUGGUGAUGCUCUUACUCUAAAGCAUAGCAACCUCAGAUCUUCAGUUUUCAUGUCUGCUGGGGAGGGAAGUUUACGAGUUUGGCAAGUAAAUCCUGAAAAGAGGUUUGUGAGAGCUGUUGAUGUUCAAGUCAGUAAAAUAAAAAGAAAUGUAUACUGUGUGACUAUUGACACUCAAGAUGAAUUUGCAUAUUGUGGGACAUUGACUGGAGAUAUUCUUAAAGUGGCCCUUUAUUUUCCUGAGGACACUAAUAAAACAGAGCCUGUUCGAACACCUAACAUGACAGUUUGUCUUGGGAAAAUUCCAAAGUCAAAGAAAAGAAACGCAGAGGCUGAACGGUAUAGUUUAGGAGUGCGAGACAUAAUUAUUCUUGAUGGAUUGAAUGGGGUCCGUAAUCUUGUUGUUGGUGCUGGCAACGGCGUUGUGGAGCUGGUUAAAGAAAAUGAAAACAAUUUCAAAGGGUUAAAAUCCCCCUCAUACCCCCUAUUGAGUGUUCUUAAAAGCACUUCUGUGGACUCGGCUGUGACUUCAUUGCAAAGGUUCAGAGACCAAGAAAUUAUGGUUGGAAAUGACUUGUGUGAAAUUUAUCUUAUAAAUAUUUGCACUUUCAAUGUUCGUCUGAUUGUUACUUGCCACACUUCAUGCAUUUAUGAUAUUGCUUUCCCAAAAAACUAUGCUGAAGUUUUUGCUACUGCAAGUAAGGAUGAUAUCCGGGUGUGGCAUACAGAGACAUGCAGAGAGCUACUGCGAAUUAGUGUCCCCAAUUUUACAUGUUCAACUGUUAAAUUUUCAGCUGAUGGAAAAUCAAUCAUUAGUGGAUGGAAUGAUGGAUGCAUCCGGUCUUUCACUCCUCAAUCUGGGAAGUUAAUGUAUACUAUCCCAAAUGCUCACAACAAAGGAGUGACUGCCUUGGAUCUCACAAGUGAUGGCUCUACAAUUGUUUCUGGUGGUGGAGAGGGUCAAGUUCGUAUUUGGAAAAUAAGUUCUAGUCUCCAUAAACUCUCUGCUAUUUUAAAGGAUCAUAAAGGUCCUGUGUCAGAUAUACAUGUCAGCUCUAAUAAUCAACAAGCAGUCAGUGCAAGCACUGAUGGAUCAUGUAUAAUUUGGGACAUAGUGCGCCUCGUGAGACUUCAAAUCCUCUUUGCAAAUUCUCUCUUCAUGGCGUGCCGAUUUAAUCCAGAUGGUUGUCAAGUUUUAACGGCUGGCACUGACCGGAAGAUUCAAUACUGGGAAUGCUAUGAUGGUUCGCUGAUUAGAGAUCUUGAGGGGUCUACUGCUGCUGCUCUCAAUACACUUGACAUCAGUUUAGAUGGGAGUUUCUUUGUUACAGGAAGCAAUGACUUUUUGGUCAAGGUUUGGAACUAUAAUGAAGGCUACACCACACACAUUGGUAUAGGGCAUGCCGGCAUUAUCACAACGGUUCGCCUCAGUCCUGACAGCAAGUACUUAAUCAGUGUUAGUGAUGAUGGCGCGAUAUUCACAUGGAAGUGUCCAUUCCAGUCAACUGUGGUAGAACCUGGCCCAGACACCAGUAUUGUCUGUGCUGUUGGCUCUGAGAAACUUGAUGUAGCCCAACCUAUCAGCAGUGCAACCAAAGACAGAAUCAGGAUUAGAAAGUCUACCUCAGGUGCUUUAGGGUUUGGUUCUGGAGACUGUGCCAAAGAGGAAAACAUUGUUUCCUUGUCCAGAACUCAAUCAGCUUGCAGUUACCGAAGUACCAUUGAUGUUUGCGAUAAACCACCUGAAAUUGAAAAUGAACCAAGUGAAGUGAUGAAACCCAGCAGUGUCAGGUCCAAUGAGGUUUAUACUAGGGGCAGCAGUGCAAUGAGAAAUGCCAUAGACAACAAGUCUUCGGGGAUAAUCUGCCAGUCCAAUCAGCCAGCUGUGCCUCCAAAUAGUAAACUAAUGCAGUCAGCAGGGAAAAUAUCAUCAGAUCCAUGUGUGCCGAAGAGUUCGCUGACGAGAUUCCCCACAGCCGUCAAAUCGGAGACCUGCAAAGGUCAAACUAUGAAGAAACCGAACCAUCGACAUUAAAAACAAAUUUUUGGUCUUCUCUCAAA